AUGGAUGUUCUGAUUAUGCCAAUCCUCAUUCUGGGUGUUGAACAGGUUGGACAUGCGGUGGCCUUCGUUAAGAACAUCGUUCGUGCCAUAUUUUCGAUUCAGCUCGAUAUCCGUUUGAUCUACCCGACCUCGAAACAUGCGAAUUGCUCGCCAGAAGUCGGUGCUCUUGGCGAGUAUUGGACUGGGGAUAGCUCUCAGCGACGAGAGGAAGAUAUCCCAAACGAGCUUGGUCAGGACCAGCAGACCACAACCCCCUGCUUUCACAGGUCGCCAGGAAGCGAAACAAGUAGUGCCAUUGUCCUGGUUGAUGCAGGUGCAGUAUCCUGGAUCACUCGCAGAGGCUCGGAGGAAGAGGGAUUGCAAAGCGCUUCAAAGUUCAAGACAUCUUAA
Messenger RNA from Penicillium argentinense, 390 nucleotides. RefSeq lists its product as uncharacterized. The transcript is spliced from 2 exons. The record is from RefSeq and is a predicted model, not a curated record. The coding region runs from base 1 to 390 and encodes 129 amino acids. NCBI's taxonomy places the organism in Eukaryota, Fungi, Ascomycota, Eurotiomycetes, Eurotiales, Aspergillaceae.